CUUUGCCGAACCAGUGCGAACUUUCUGGUGUCUCCGGUUGAAACGAUCCUUUCGCAGGGCGUUUUUGAAUUUCAAACAUUUGAAAACCUCAGAUGGAACUGCGCAGAAGAGGUUUACCGGUUUGGUACCGAGAACGCGGAAACGAAGGAUUGGGAAGCGUGCUACGGGUAAUAAUAGAAACAGUAAUCGCGCAGCUGGUAAAAAUAUACCUCUCACUGAUGCUAUGCAUCAACAUGAGCAUAGCGCAAUAGAAAUACGCGGCACAACUGGUGCAACAAAUAGAGGGAACAACAGUCUGACACAACUAGAUGAGGACGCACGACUGCUUAAAGCCGUUUCGAGCAACACUCUAGGUAGUUCCGGCAUAGACGAGCCUUUUCCUUCCUUAAGCGACGAAGAUGACGUUAUGAGCGUUAUGAGUGUACUAGCAUCUCGAAGGUCAUCUGGAGAAAAGGGACCCAGAUGAUCUGUGGGAUGCAUUCCCGACACCUCUAAAGACGAAGAAAAUUCUGACGCAUUGCCUCGACCAGCAUCUUAUGGACCUCGAGUUGCAGGUUUGUAUAGUCAUCGGCUUGAAGAUGGACCUCGCGACCGCGAGGGCGAUGAACUUCCUGGCGAUCGUGAACAAUCAGAAGAAGAAGAAGACUAUCCCCAUCAUGAUUGUAAUUACGACAACUACAACGAGGACUAUGAGCAGUCGGAAACCUCGGGUUGUGAAGCAGAGUACUCUUUCGGUGGACGCAGCAGUGAGCGUUCGGGAGUGGCGUCAGGGUUUUCCUUACUGGAAUGCGACUCACACAAUGGUGGAGGUGGCUUGCUUUCAAAUGACGAUACGAUCUAGUUCUGUAUCACGAAAAUAUCGCUGAACACAAGCGAAAAGGCAUAGAGCAAAGGCUCUCUUGUUGUAGAAGUAAUGGUCCUAUUAUACUAGUAUUACUAUGUCUCGCUCUCGGUGAAUGAUAAUACUACCUAGAAGAACGCACAAGCUAGAGGAAGCACGACACGACUUUACAUAUUUUAGUAUCGUGAGGAGGCGAAAGUAACACUGGUAGAUGGUAAUGAAUGUGGCGUGAUCUAAAACGACAUAGUGACAUGCUUUUUCCAUAUUGAGAAUACGAGAGCCGAAGUUAGUAAGAAUCUUUUGGGAACAAAGUAAUGACCUUUUUUUCGUGAUGGAAUACACACUAAAGGCGGAUUUGUGUCUUCUCUUCUGAGGAUGCAGAGCAUCGCAUAGUCUAGGUGCUGGUAUGCUAGCCAGUGUUAGACUUCAUGGAAUGGAAUAUGUCCACACGUUCUUCAAUUUUUAUCGAGCAAGAAAUACUCUAAAUUUACUAAGGCGCAUCUAUGGGGUUAUAAUUUUCGCAUGAUGUAGUUUCUCUUUUUUCAAAAUACCCGGAUGAAGUCUUGGUUUUUUACCCAUGAAUACUCAACUCGAUCCCCGUUUCCCAUUAACACUUUUUUCGAAAUUUGUGUGUGUUUCCGUGUGUGCAGAGAAUACAACAUUGACCGGAGAACGCCAGGUACGAGUACGCGUCAAGCAUCAACAUGUCUCCAUUGAGUAAUGUCCACGACUCUGAAGAAUCUAAUAGAUUUUGUCGAGCGAAGCUGCAUACACAAGAAGAUACAAGCACAAGAAGAUAGAGGGUUCGUUGAGUGAAGAUUUUGUUUGUUCCUCAGAGGAACUUUGGAAGAGGGAAAAAAACACGUUAAUCUUGAAAUCGUGAAAGUGAAAAAAUACAUUGAGAAGGACCUCAUCUUAGGCUCGAGAGAAAUGAAUCAUAUCUUCUAUUCGUCCUAGCGGUGAGCAAGCAUAUCUUUGCGCCAUUUUAUUUUGGGAUCGAAAUCUUUGGUAGUUUUUUAAGUUUAUAAGUAUGUCCUCGUACAUCAAGUACAUGUUCUUUCUGAAAAGGGUUUAAUGCUAGUAGGAUCUCACACGGGGGGUUGCUACGAGUAUUAACAGGUAUUCUUGGGUAGUUUUAUCGUUCCUUUCGGGUAGCGCCUUCUAGCGUCGAGGCAUUAUUUGCCCAGGAUAUUCUGAGUAAGGUGAUGUCAUCUUCAUACCGCGGCUAACAAAAAUGUACUCAACGUUUCUAGAUGAAGAUGCAGUUCGGAAAAGAACGACGAUUUUAGAAAGAAUAUGAGUCGGAAAAAAUACAAUUUAUUUAAAGCAUGUAUAUGUGUAUGCAACGUCGACAUAACUCUGAUUGCCAAGGUGUGUGAUCCCUGUACUACUGAGGAUUUUUCUCUUGAGAAUAACUGCGUUGUGACCGCAAUGUCGGUGACCGCAAUCUCUGAUAAUUGAUUUUUUUUAGCAUGUUCUUACUCGAAAGUCCUCUCUCUUAGGAAUCCUAGGCGGAGAAGGACACAUGGACAGUGUCAACGUUGUGGUAGCGCUGACUUGGGCACCAGGUCUUCCUCAAGAAUAGAAGAUGGAGGCUUUCAACUAAUAGUAGGGAGAAAAAAAUGAUACUUAGUUCUUUGUAUUGCGAAGCGAGUAUCGAUCAGUUUUAGCUUUUCAUCUCUCGUUUCUUCUUUUCACCACCGCCAGCACUCUCCAUCUCUCUCUGCGGCCUUGUUGCUCUUGAAAGCUGAAGGCGGAAUAUAUUCGAUUGAAAGCCGUGACUUUAGGGCGAUCGCCAUCGAAGUAGAACGGGCAAGCAGUCCCACAUCAACGCACUCCUUCUUUCGGCUUUUGUUUUCUUGUGGUGCUUAGUGAGAGCGGUGCCUACCGGUUCACUGCGCAAGUCUGUUGGCUUUGUCGGUGUUCGUUCCUACUUUCAUCCAAGGAAGACCAGGAAGAAUAAGGUAGACCUGAAGCAAGACGCCGCCAUUAGUCACAGGGCUUUUAUGUUCGUGUUUAACGUUGGAAAUUUGUUAAUUUUACGACGUGAAAACUGUAAGCACGACAUUAGCUAACUUCCUUCUUGUUGGAUCUUCUUCUCUCGACAAGAUCCUUCCGCAGCUUCGCCUUCUUCUUUACCCGCAAGAACACCCGGGAACUUUAGUCUGCUGCCCUCCUUGUUGAUCUAGUUGACGCUUGAAUAGGCACGAGUUAACUAUUUUGAUGCAGCAAAGAGCUUGAUGCUUUGUUUUGAAGUUGUUUCUCCUCCUCUUUGUAUAAAUUCCGCUUAGUCUUUUUUUGAAGUUAGUUUCUGCCAAUAUUGUAAGUAUUUCAAUACAGUUGAUUGCCCUCACUUUACCUAGUUAUACCCAUUGAGCAAGCAAUUGACGGCCUCUCCUUACUAGGGGGUUCACGAAUAAUGAUAAGAAUAAGAAUAGAGAAUGUAAGACUCUUUUUUCUCUGCGUGCUUCCAAAAAAGUGCGAAAACGGGAAGCGCGCUCUUUAUUGAUUUUUUUUCAUUGAUCCUACUUUUUUUUCGAUCGGUCUUGCCUUAAAUAUAUUGUGAUGAUGCUCUAGGAACAACAAUGAGAAUCCUAAAUUUCUGGUCUGGUAUCACGUUAUUCGAAUAGAAAGUUCUGCCCCUGCUCGGUGGCCGCUGAUCUAUAGAUAACAAGGUGUGAAAAUGGUGGCAAGGUAAAAGGUCGAUGGUGUAUGUCUGGCCGUGGCGGGGGUUGUCCCUUGUGUCGUCUGCCGAGAAGGGUGUGUUGUCGUACUGUCCUUGCUGUGGUGUAUAGUUCGACAGCUUUCUAUAGUUCUUGGGUGGCAGUAAGAUUUUUGAUGGAAAAAGGAUGAUGAAGAGGCCCGAUCCCCUCACCCGAAAACAGGAUGAAAAAAGUGGGCUAGCUCUGCAGGCAGGCUAGGUAGUUGACACGCUGGAAGCAUUGAGCGGAACUCCAGCGCAUACUCUGGUGGAGAGCUGUUUUUAUUGUCUUUUAAGUGAAAAGUUGAGCGACGAGAAGCAAAACGAAAAAGUAAAAGUCCGAUAAAAAACGAAAAUUAGAACCAGACUGAGGCGCAGCUCUGUCUCAGGUUCUGACUACUAGCGCAACGCCGCUAAUUUGUCUUGUG
Amoebophrya sp. A25 is the source of this 3970-nucleotide messenger RNA. NCBI's taxonomy places the organism in Eukaryota, Dinophyceae, Syndiniales, Amoebophryaceae. The record is from the annotation of a GenBank genome assembly.